Molecule: messenger RNA, 1701 nt
Organism: Rhinichthys klamathensis goyatoka
Lineage: Eukaryota; Metazoa; Chordata; Actinopteri; Cypriniformes; Leuciscidae
Gene: tyrp1a
Product: tyrosinase-related protein 1a
Exons: 7
Coding region: 40-1638 (532 amino acids)
Biological process (GO): melanosome organization; melanocyte differentiation
Cellular component (GO): melanosome
Molecular function (GO): oxidoreductase activity
Source: RefSeq, a predicted model, not a curated record
UUUCCUAAGGUUUCUUUGAGACUAUUUGUAUAUUUAUUGAUGUCUUUUGAGAUUGUCCUGAUGUGGCGAUUGUGUGGAGGUUUGCUGCUGCUCGUGCACGCGCUGGUACUCGUUAGCGCUCAGUUCCCGCGCGCGUGCGUGACGCCGGAGGGCCUCAGGAGCGCGCAGUGCUGCCCGUCCCCGUUGGCUCUGGAGAACGACCCGUGUGGCACGAGCUCCGGGCGCGGGAACUGCGUGGACGUGCGUGCGGAUGCGCGUGCACACGGACCUCAGUACCCCUAUGACGGACGCGAUGAUCGCGAGCGUUGGCCCUUGCGCUUCUUCACGCGCGCGUGUCGCUGUAACGGGAACUUCAGCGGCUUCGACUGCGGGCACUGCAAACACGGACUCACCGGAGACGCGUGCGAGCGGCGCGUGCCCGUGGUGCGGAGGAAUGUGAUGCAGCUCAGCGCGGAGGAGAAGCGCGCGUUCGUGAACGCGCUGGACCGGGCCAAGCGCGCGCCCCACCCGGACCUCGUGAUCGCGACCCGCCGGUACCCCGAGAUCUUCGGACCAGACAACAACACAGUUCAGUUCGAGAACAUCAGCAUCUAUAACCUGUUCGUGUGGUCCCACUAUUACUCGGUCAGCAAGACGUUCCUCGGGCCCGCGCAGGGCAGCUUCGGCGGGGUGGACUUCAGUCACGAGGGGCCCGGGUUCGUCACGUGGCACCGGUACCAUUUACUGCAGCUCGAGCGGGACAUGCAGGACAUGUUGGGAGACCCGAGCUUCGCGCUGCCAUACUGGAACUUCGCGAUCGGCGGGAGUGUGUGUGACGUCUGCACUGAUGAUCUGAUGGGCGCGCGCAGCUCCUUCGACAUCAACUCCAUCAGCUCCAACUCCAUCUUCUCACGCUGGAGGGUCGUGUGUGAGAGCGUGGAGGAGUACGACACAUUGGGGACCAUCUGCAACAGUUCGGAGAGCAGUCCGAUCCGCAGGAACCCUGCCGGUAACGUUGCGCGGCCGAUGGUGCAGCGGCUGCCGGAGCCUCAGGAUGUGGCGUCGUGUUUAGAGCUCAACGCCUUCGACUCGCCACCCUUCUACUCCACCUCGUCUGACAGCUUCAGGAACAGCAUUGAGGGGUACAGCGCUCCUGAGGGGAACUAUGACCCUGCGGUGCGCAGUCUGCAUAACCUGGCUCAUCUGUUCCUGAACGGGACGGGUGGUCAGACUCAUCUCUCGCCCAACGACCCCAUGUUCCUGCUGCUGCACACCUUCACUGACGCCAUCUUCGAUGAGUGGCUGCGCAGACACAGUCCAGACGCCUCCGUCUAUCCGCUGGAAAACACCCCCAUCGGCCACAACAGGGAGUUUAACAUGGUGCCCUUCUGGCCGCCGGUGACCAACGCAGAGAUGUUCCUCACAGCGCCGGAAAACCUGGGAUACUCCUAUGAGAUCGAGUGGCCAGCUCGUCCUCUCACACUGACCCAGAUCAUCACCGUAACCGUGGUUGCCGCCCUCAUCGCUGUGGCGAUUAUUUUCACCGCCACCACGUGUGUCAUCAGGUCGCGCUCCUAUAGGACGGAGGGUCGGCAACCGUUGCUUGGAGACCAUUAUCAGCGCUACGACGACCACAACAAAACACAGUCUGUAGUGUAAACGCUGAUAAUUUGAUCUCAAACAGGUACAAGUCUUUAGUAUGACAAACAGAAGAUGACACUG